UUCACGUUUGUGAUAAUACGUUUGCUACCGCUUUUAUCAUGAGGCCUCUCGACUUGGGCGCGGAUGUGACGCUCAUCAGCACAACCAAGUUUGUGGAUGGGCACAACAUGACUGUUGGAGGCGCGCUUGUGACGAAGCGGAAGGAUCUGGACGAAAAGGUGCGUCUCACGCAGAAUAUACUUGGAAAUGCCAUGUCCCCAUUUGUGGCGUAUUUGCAGCUUCAGACUGUUAAAACAAUGUCUUUGCGUGUGGCGAAACAGAGCGAGAAUGCGCAGAAAGUGGCAGAGUUCCUUGAGACUCACCCCGCUGUGGAGAAGGUGAUGUACCCAGGUCUAAAGAGCUUUCCUCAGAAAGCGCUUGCCGACCGUCAGCAUCUUAACAACAAGCACGGUGGCAUGCUAUGGUUUGAGGUGAAGGGGGGUACAGCUGCGGGGCGGAAGCUGAUGGAUACUGUACAGCGUCCCUGGUCACUCUGCGAAAACCUUGGCGCGGCGGAGAGUAUCAUCACGUGUCCAUCAGUCAUGACACAUGCCAACAUGACAAAGGAAGAUCGCCUGAAGGUUGGUAUCACUGAUGGGUUUGUUCGCGUUUCGUGUGGCAUCGAAGAAGCAACGGAUCUAAUUACUGCACUCAAGACCGCCUUGGAUGCUCUUUAG
This is a messenger RNA of Trypanosoma cruzi, 656 nucleotides long. RefSeq names its product cystathione gamma lyase, putative. The annotation marks the transcript as partial. The record is from RefSeq and is a predicted model, not a curated record. Gene Ontology annotation, molecular function: carbon-sulfur lyase activity; pyridoxal phosphate binding. Gene Ontology annotation, biological process: transsulfuration. The transcript has a single exon. NCBI's taxonomy places the organism in Eukaryota, Euglenozoa, Kinetoplastea, Trypanosomatida, Trypanosomatidae. Gene Ontology annotation, cellular component: cytoplasm.